UCCAUCUGUCAAGUUGACAUUGGCAAAUAGCGAAUUUUGUGGUUAGCUAGUGAAUUUUUAUUUUAAAAUUAUUUAGGUAAUUAAUUAUUAAGAAAAUUAAAUAAAAUGUUCUGUUUUUAGUGAAUAGGUAUUUCAUAUUUAGUCUUAGAUUCCUCAAAGCAUAUUUUUCCGUUUGAAAAGGUGCAUGUGAAGUAUGAAGCUGCUAAAACCACUGUGGGUGACGGGCAGGCGGCGCGUCAGCACCUGGUCACCUCUUGCCACUGCCUUCAACACAAGGCCUACUUCCAGACCCAUAUUUGACUCUUUGAGGGAGAGGACGGGUCUUUUCAACAAACCAGAGCUAACAAGCUUUGAAGGUUUCACCACACUCAAAGAGCAGGCAAUAGCAGCCACGGACAGGCUAAUAGAUGAAGCCACGUCCAACCCCACGCGGCCAAUGGUGGACAUAUUUGACGAGCUGUCGGACACCCUGUGCAAAGUUGCGGAUUUGGCGGAGUUUGUGCGGAUCGCCCAUCCGCAACCGCACUUUGCGAGUGCGGCCGAAGAAGCCUGUAUUAGUGUUAGCGGGGUUGUAGAAAAGUUAAACACACACAAAGGCCUAUACGAAGCUUUACGGGACUCGGUCAAACGCGGCACUUGCGGCGAUAGACACCUAGCAGAGCUUUUUCUCUUCGACUUUGAGCAAAGUGGUAUACAGCUGCCUGAUGGACCCCGGCAGAGGGUCGUGGCGCUCAACGACCUCAUCCUGCAGACUGGACAGCAGUUCAUGGCAGGUGCGGCCAAACCCAGGAGGGUGCCACGUUCGGCCAUCCCGCAGAAUGUGAGGCAAUUCUUCAGUUCAGAAGGCGACCACGUAAUGGUAAGCGGGGUGUACGCGGAGUGCGGUGAGGCGGCCGCGCGCGAAACCGCUUACCGCUUGUACCUCGCGCCUGACAACAAGCAAGAAAAGCUACUGUGUGCUACUCUACAAGCGAGGCAUCAACUAGCGGAUUUAUGUGGCUUCCAGUGCUACGCAGACAGAGCAAUAAAGGCGAGCACGAUGGAGACAUCUUCCAACGUGCGUCAGUUCCUGGACAUCCUGUCGGACAACCUGCACGACCGCGCCAACAUUGACUUUGAGGCCAUGGCCGGCAUGAAGCGCAAGGAAACACCUUACCAGAAAUCCCUUAUGUGCUGGGACACCCCCUACUUCACACAUAAAGCAAAGACACAACUUCUCAACGUAGCAUCCUCUGACUUCAACCCGUACUUCUCGCUUGGAGCCUGCAUGGAAGGCCUCAACAUGCUUUGCCAAGAGCUUUAUGGCAUUACUUUACAGUCUGAACAGAUGUUGCCAGGUGAAUCCUGGUCACCGGACGUGUAUAAACUAGCGGUGGUCGCAGAGAAUGAAGGUCUGCUGGGCCACAUCUACUGCGAUCUGUACGAGAGACCCGGCAAGCCGCACCAGGACUGCCACUUCACCAUACAGGGCGGGAAACUGCUGCCCGAUGGCUCCUAUCAGAAUCCGAUUGUAGUGGUGAUGCUAUCACUCAGCGGUGGCCACAGGUCUGGACCAGCGUUACUUGGCCCCGGCGCGGUAGACAACUUGUUCCACGAGGUGGGCCACGCGCUGCACUCCAUGCUGGCGCGCGCCGCCCACCAGCACGUGGCCGGCACCAGGUGCGCCACCGACCUCGCGGAGCUGCCUUCCGUGCUCAUGGAGCACUUCGCCGCUUGUCCCGACGUAGUCCGCCGGUUCGCGCGUCACUUCCAGACGGGCGCUCCGAUGCCGGAAGACAUGCUACAGCGACUCUGUGCCUCCAAACAUCUCUUUGGCGCUAGUGAAAUGCAGUUGCAGGUGUUCUAUUCGGCGCUGGACCAGCAGUACCACGGGCCCAAGGCGGCGCAGUGCGGCGACACCAGCCUCGUGCUGCGCCAGGUGCAGAAGCAGUACUACGGCCUGCCCUACGUCGAUAACACGGCGUGGCAGCACCGCUUCAGCCACCUGAUCGGCUACGGCGCGAAGUAUUACUCGUACCUCAUCUCCCGAGCGCUGGCGUGGGCCGUGUGGCGCAAACACUUCGCGGCCGACCCCUUGAGCAGACACGCGGGCACGGGGCUCCGGCACGGCCUGCUGAGGCACGGGGGCUCCAUACCGCCACAAAUUCUGCUCCGCGAUUACCUGGAAACGGAGAUCACGCCGCACACGCUGGCCAUGGCGCUGACCGAGGAGUUGGACUACCACAAGGACCACCUCGACACUGUGUUCAAAAUCGCCGACAAGUGAACAGAAAUACCAGUCUAGGCACAGUUCACGAUAGUUAGGAAACGUCAAGGCUUCGACGUCACGGGCAGGCGUUAGGGUUUGACAUUAGGUAGGCUAUGCAACGACUCUUUUUCUUUGAUUUCACGACGCGCAUAGCCUAUUUACUCGCACAACUAUUAUAGAUACUUACACUUAAACGUUUCCGUCUGUUGUGCGUUUAAAUAGACUAUUUAAACGCACAACAGACGGAAACGUUUAAGUGCGGAAACCAGCCCAGAGAGAAGAAGCCUAUUUACUCGUACAUUUGAUAUAUCGUCGAUUCAGGAUCAAACCGAGAGUUCCCUCACUCUGGUUUAGGGAAAAUGAAGGAAUUCCUUAAAGUAUUCCUUGUAUUUAAAAAUUGUUCAGAAACUUCCUUCAGUGUGGCUAAAACACUAUCGUAAAAAUUAUAAAUACUAAAAAAGCAAUGUCAUUCUUAAAGUGUUCUAUAUAAUAUUGAUAAGGAGACGUUAGUGUACCAUUCAGGCAAUUUAUGAGAUUAAAUAAUCUUAAGUCUUAGUGCCUUGUCCCCCUUCCCCUACUUUAUUGCUAUAGUAAAAGAUUCUCAAUUACCUAUUUAUUUAUUAUUAUUAUUAUUUAUUAAUUAGUGUAAAUAUAGUGGAUCUGCCAUUAGAUUUAAAUUUUCACAAAUACAUAUCUACUUAUGUUAAAAAUAUUAAAAACAGUUUUCAAGGCGAAAUAAAUGCGAAAGUAUGUUUGUCCUUCAAUCACACCUUAACGUAGCAAUGGAUCUGACUGUUUUUUCGCAUGGAUAUAGUUAGGGACUUGGAGAGAAAUGUAGGCUACUUUUAAUCCCGGGAAAUAAACUCCCACGGGAUUUUAAAAUCUAAAUCCACGCAAAGUCGCGGGCAUCAGCUAGUUAAUAAUAAAUCCUAAGGGCGAAUACACACUAUUCCGAUCGGAACUCAUGAAAAUACGUUUCGAAGUAGUCAUAGAUAUUAUAUAUCUAGGAUGUUCCUCGGAUUUUUAAUUUCGGAGUAAAACGUUUUGGCGGAGUGAGCCUUUACGUACCUGGAAGGUGUUAUUCUGUGGUUACUGCCUGGGACUCCAUUUGACAUAGGCCUCUUGCUAUAAGUAACUAAGAGUGAAUAGGCAUUUUCUAGGUAAACGCGUCCCAUCUUAGGCCACAUCAUCACUUUCCAUCAUGUGUAUUGUGGUCAAGCGUUUGCCUAAAAUGAAUGAAAAAAAAAUAUUAUUCUAUCUUCUACCUUUUGCAUUAAAUUACUGAUGUAAAUACAUAUUACAUAGUUACACAUGUAUGCUAAUUUAUAAGUUAUUUGUGAUGUAAUAGUAUUGUUGUAAUAGAAAAUUGCGGUUAUUUAUUAUGUGACGAAAUAAAACAAUUGUGGAAAAUUA
Molecule: messenger RNA, 3661 nt
Organism: Maniola jurtina (meadow brown)
Lineage: Eukaryota; Metazoa; Arthropoda; Insecta; Lepidoptera; Nymphalidae
Product: mitochondrial intermediate peptidase
Exons: 13
Coding region: 194-2266 (690 amino acids)
Biological process (GO): peptide metabolic process
Cellular component (GO): mitochondrion
Molecular function (GO): metalloendopeptidase activity
Source: RefSeq, a predicted model, not a curated record